Molecule: messenger RNA, 7211 nt
Organism: Manis javanica (Malayan pangolin)
Lineage: Eukaryota; Metazoa; Chordata; Mammalia; Pholidota; Manidae
Gene: ATP11A
Product: ATPase phospholipid transporting 11A
Biological process (GO): phospholipid translocation
Cellular component (GO): endoplasmic reticulum; plasma membrane; recycling endosome
Molecular function (GO): magnesium ion binding; ATPase-coupled intramembrane lipid carrier activity; ATP binding
Source: RefSeq, a predicted model, not a curated record
CGCACGGCCGCACUGGGGCCCGGGCCCAUGGGCGCGCGGAGCCGGGCGCGGGGGCGCUGAGUGCGGCGGGCGCGGCCGGAGGAGCCAUGGACUGCAGCCGCGUGCGGACGCUCGUGCACAGAUUCUGUGCCGGAGAGGAGAACUGGGUGGACAGCCGGACCAUCUACGUGGGACACAGGGAACCCCCGCCGGGUGCUGAGGCCUACAUCCCACAGAGGUACCCCGACAACAGAAUCGUCUCCUCCAAGUACACAUUUUGGAACUUCAUACCUAAGAACUUAUUUGAACAAUUCCGAAGAAUAGCCAACUUUUAUUUCCUGAUCAUAUUUCUGGUACAGCUAAUCAUCGACACGCCCACGAGCCCCGUCACCAGUGGACUCCCCCUGUUCUUUGUCAUCACCGUCACUGCUGUCAAACAGGGCUACGAGGACUGGCUCCGCCACAAAGCUGACAACGCCAUGAACCAGUGCGCCGUCCACUUCAUCCAGCACGGCAAGCUGGUGCGGAAGCAGAGCCGGAAGCUGAGAGUUGGGGACAUUGUCAUGGUCAAGGAGGACGAGACCUUCCCCUGCGACCUGGUCUUCCUCUCCAGCAGCCGCGGAGAUGGGACGUGCCACGUGACCACCGCCAGCCUGGAUGGAGAAUCGAGUCACAAGACUCAUCAUGCCGUUCAAGACACAAAGGGAUUUCGUACUGAAGAGGACGUGGAUGGCCUGCACGCCACCAUCGAGUGUGAGCAACCCCAGCCGGACCUGUACAAGUUCGUGGGCCGCAUGAACAUUUACAACGACCUGACCGACCCCGUGGUGAGGCCAUUAGGAUCGGAAAGCUUGCUUCUUCGAGGAGCCACGCUGAAGAACACUGAGAAAAUCUUUGGUGUUGCUAUUUACACGGGCAUGGAAACCAAGAUGGCAUUAAAUUACCAGUCAAAAUCCCAGAAACGAUCAGCCGUAGAAAAGUCCAUGAAUGUGUUCCUCAUCGUGUACCUGUGCAUUCUAAUCAGCAAAGCUCUGAUAAAUACCGUCCUGAAAUACGUGUGGCAGAGCGAGCCCUUCCGAGAUGAGCCGUGGUACAAUCAGAAAACCGAAUCGGAAAGACAGAGGAACCUGUUUCUCAGGGCGUUCACGGACUUCCUGGCCUUCAUGGUCCUCUUCAACUACAUCAUCCCCGUGUCCAUGUACGUCACGGUGGAGAUGCAGAAGUUCCUGGGUUCCUACUUCAUCACCUGGGACGAGGAGAUGUUCGAUGAGGAGACUGGGGAGGGGCCGCUCGUCAACACCUCAGACUUAAAUGAAGAAUUAGGACAGGUGGAAUACAUCUUCACAGACAAAACCGGCACCCUCACAGAGAACGACAUGCAGUUCAAGGAGUGCUGCGUCGAAGGCCACGUCUAUGUGCCACACGUCAUCUGCAAUGGGCAGGUCCUCCCGGACGCCUCUGGCAUCGACAUGAUUGACUCCUCCCCGGGUGUCAGCGGGAGGGAACGAGAAGAGCUGUUUUUCCGAGCCCUCUGUCUGUGCCACACCAUCCAGGUGAAGGACGAAGAGGAGGCGGACGGGCCCAGGAAGGCGCCGGCCUCGGGGAGACCCUGUGUGUACAUAUCCUCCUCCCCUGACGAGCUGGCCCUGGUCGAGGGCGUCCAGAGGCUUGGUUUUACAUACCUGAGGCUGAAGGACAACCACAUGGAGAUUUUAAACCGGGACAACGACCUUGAGAGGUUUGAACUGCUGGAAAUUCUGAGCUUUGACUCAGUAAGAAGGCGAAUGAGUGUAAUUGUGAAGUCGGCUGCAGGGGAAAUUUACCUGUUUUGCAAAGGAGCGGAUUCUUCCAUAUUUCCCCAAGUCAUAGAAGGCAAGGUUGAUCAGAUCCGAUCCAGAGUGGAGCGCAACGCCGUGGAGGGACUUCGGACCCUGUGUGUCGCCUACAAAAGGCUGGUUUGCGAGGAGUAUGAAGCCAUCUGUAAACUGCUGCAGGCCGCCAAGGUGGCGCUUCAGGAUCGAGAAAAGAAAUUAGCAGAAGCCUACGAGCAGAUAGAGAAGGACCUUAUUCUGCUUGGCGCGACCGCGGUCGAGGACCGGCUCCAGGAGAAAGCCGCGGACACUGUUGAGGCCCUGCAGAAGGCCGGGAUCAAAGUCUGGGUCCUCACAGGGGACAAGAUGGAGACGGCAGCCGCCACCUGCUAUGCCUGCAAGCUUUUCCGCAGAAGCACCCAGCUGCUCGAGCUGACCACCAAGAGGAUCGAGGAGCAGAGCUUACACGACGUCCUGUUUGAGCUGAGCAAGACCGUCCUGCACCACAGCGGGAGCCUGGCCAGGGACAACUUCUCAGGGCUCUCAGCAGAGAUGCAGGACUAUGGCUUGAUCAUCGAUGGAGCGGCUCUGUCCUUGAUAAUGAAGCCCCGCGAAGAUGGGAGCUCCGGCAACUACCGGGAGCUCUUCCUGGAGGUGUGCAGGAACUGCAGCGCCGUGCUCUGCUGCCGGAUGGCCCCGCUGCAGAAGGCCCAGAUUGUUAAAUUAAUCAAGCUUUCAAAAGAGCGCCCCAUCACGCUGGCGAUCGGUGACGGUGCGAACGACGUCAGCAUGAUCUUGGAGGCCCACGUGGGCAUCGGUGUCAUCGGGAAGGAAGGGCGUCAGGCCGCAAGGAACAGUGACUACGCGAUCCCGAAGUUUAAGCAUUUGAAGAAGAUGCUGCUUGUUCACGGGCAUUUUUACUACAUUAGGAUAUCUGAGCUCGUGCAGUAUUUCUUUUAUAAGAACGUCUGCUUCAUUUUCCCUCAGUUUUUAUACCAGUUCUUCUGUGGCUUUUCACAACAGACCUUGUACGACACCGCCUACCUGACGCUGUACAACAUCAGCUUCACGUCCCUGCCGAUCCUCCUGUACAGCCUCACGGAGCAGCAUGUCAGCAUAGACACGCUCAGGAGGGACCCUUCCCUCUACAGAGACAUCGCCAAGAACGCUCUGCUCCACUGGCGAGUGUUCCUUUACUGGACGUCCUUAGGCGUGUUCGAUGCCCUGGUGUUUUUCUUCGGGACUUACCUUAUGUUUGAGAACACGACGGUGACCAGCAAGGGGCAGAUCGUGACUGCCAGCACACACACGAUAUUCGGGAACUGGACCUUCGGCACGCUGGUGUUCACGGUGAUGGUGUUCACGGUCACGCUGAAGCUGGCACUGGACACCCACUACUGGACGUGGAUAAACCAUUUCGUCAUCUGGGGGUCCCUGCUGUUCUACAUUGUCUUUUCACUCCUCUGGGGAGGAAUAAUCUGGCCGAUCCUCAAUUAUCAAAGGAUGUACUACGUGUUCAUGCAGAUGCUGUCCAGUGGCCCCGCCUGGCUGGCCAUCAUCCUGCUCGUCACCACCGGCCUCCUUCCUGAUGUCCUCAGGAAAGUCCUGUGCAGACAGCUGCGGCCCAGUGCCACCGAGAGGGCCCAGAGCCCCUGCCCCUCAGCCGCGUGGCGGGGCUCCCACUCGAAACAGGUGAUGUUGACGUUCUGGGACAGCGAGGAGCAGCCAGCCCUCCCUGCCAUCACCGGCCCCUCAAGCCACCUGCACCCUUCCAGCUGGAGACCCUGCUUCCGGGGCCCCACAGGGGCAGCUGAUGGACAGACCACUGGCUGAGGCCUUUGAGAACCACUUUCCUUGUCAUGUGUCGAGCUCCCGGAAGGAGGGCGUGCACAGGAUCUGCAUGGGGCCUGGCAGUCCAGCUCGAGUGGGAGGCAGUCACCCCACGGCCACCAGUAAGCACAGACAUGGCUCACCCUCGCCGGGGACGACCAGCUGCAUCCCUCUGCCCUCCGACCUCCAUAGCCCCCCGCCACCUCUGCUUUGGGUUGGGCUGGGCCUGACGUCCUGAUCGUGUGUCCUUUUGCCAUCAGCGUGUAGACCACUCUGCUCCUGCUGUUCAGCACCGUCCCUGUGGUGAAGCUGACGUCUAGGCCCGUGUCUGCUUCGGUGUCCGCUCCUCUGAGGGGGCAUCACCUGUGUUGGCGGGUGACUGUCGGUGUUUCCCUGUCUCCUUUCCUGAUCCCAGCUGCCUCUGCAAAGAGGAGUAUUCGUGGGCGAGGAAUAGGGAGCACCGUCCAUUAAGGUUUCCUCUGUACACGUCUUGGGGUAUUUUCGCACCCCCAGUGGCCAAGCUCGUCAGUUCACUGCUCUGGGGGAACGGUUGUGUCACAGGCCUCAAGGGGAGCACGGGGUCUAGGGUGCACGCCUGCCUGUGAUGGUCAAGCCCCUUCAGUGUCCUCGGGAGGCAGCCUCCAGGGCCCGUGUCCAUCUUCCAGGACCCUUCCAGGCCGACAGGGGCCUCUGAUCUCCAAGAAGCAAUAUCACCGUCCCAGACUGCUGCCCACCUCGUACGUCCGACCAUGCUGUGCCCUGCGUGUUUCUGUCAGAUCUCUGCUUUGUGUCCAGUGUUUAUUUGGCGCGGGGAGGCCAUCACGUGGCUGCCGUGUCGUGCAGUUCCUGCCGCUUCUGGACUGGUGUCCUGUUUGUGGAAAUAGCCUGUCUGACAUAGCCUUAAUGGUCCGCCAAGAAGACAUUUCAGUUUGAGAUCCAAACUUCAGGUGUUAAAGCCGAUGCCUUUUUCGAAAAGUGUCCCCCAGAAGCUUCAUCUAGAAGCAGGCACCUUGCACACUGCAGGAGUCCAUGCCAGGGGCUGGUGCGGGCGCUGCUGAGUGAAUCUGCUUCAGAGAGGCUGAGAUGUUAGGUACCUUUGAAAGUUCAGAUUUCACAACUUGAUUGUAUAAUUUCACCUGUCAAACACUGCUUUGAACUGAGUUAGUAACAGCAAGAAUGAUGUACACGGUGUGGUUUGGAGAAGCUAAGGUGAGGUAUAAACACCAUACCAAAGACUAGAGUGACAGGCAUUUGGCCCGGAGCAGACGGGGCGCGGAGGGCAGCGCUCCAUCCCGGGCCCCCCUCGCCGCGCCCCCCCAACCCCGCAUUCUGUGCAUGGGGCCCCAGCCACCUUGUCCGUGCUCGAUCCUGAAAACAACAGUGUGUACAUUUUUACAGCUGUUUUUAAGAACCAAAAAUGGGUAUAAAUGUAAUAGCUGUAGGGGGACAGAUUCUCUGUAUGUUUAGUUAACAGAUUCUUUGUAAUGUAUUUUUUUAGAAAUCUUAAAUUGCCUUUGCACUGAAGUACUUUCAUACCUGUUUAUAUCUCUUUGAUUCCUUUGUUAACUUACCAUAUCUACCUUCUGAAAUAUGUUUUUAAAGUGCUUGUUUUUUAAGUUGAUGACAUUUUGGCCACUUUAUAUUUAAAUUCUGGUGACAGUUUUGGCUGAAUGUCUCCGCAUCUGAUGAGUGUGAAUUUUCAGAUGGAGUCUCCUCUCCACGGCUGCCGGCUGCGUGUUCCUGGCGGCGGCUGAAGUCGCAGGGCGUGUUCAGUGCAUGACAGUCUGUGCUCACUCCUCACAGUUCAUUGCCAUUUGACCUGCUUUUUAUUUUGUUUGUAAUUUCCAUCCUUCGGCCUUAAAAUAGAAGCUUCUUGCUUGAUGGUUCGCACCCUCCCUGCACCUGUACUGGGGCAGCUCCCAUUAGUGUCUGGUAAUUCAAGUCUCGUUGCAAAAGUCACUAAACCUUUAAACACUGUAAUGUCUCUUAAAAAAUGGUUUGGGAAAGCAGAGGUUGUGCUGAUAACUUGAAAUAGACGAGGGGCAUGAGAUAAAAAAGAUGGGGAGAGAAGGGCCCCCCUGAAUGACAUUCCAGGUGUGACUCAGGGCUGAUUCCACCCCUCAGUAGCUCCUAUUUACUUGCCUUAAGCUAAUCUUAAAGUAAGUAACAUGAACUUUAAGCAUUUUUCUUCACUCUGAAAAUCUUGCUCACGGCUACAUGGUCACUAAAUUAAUUCGUCCUUUCCUGCAUUGGUCUGACUCUUGCGUUGACCCGCGUGCUCCAUCCUGGGGAAGCCGGUCGUCUGUAGAGCACAUGGGGCUCUGGUCACGUUGCAGCCCCUUGCUCUCACCCCUGUGUGCUCACAGCCACGUGCACGUAUGCAAGCCGGCAUGCACACACACCUGCUGUUUCCCAGGCCCUGAGCACCUAGGGGACCUGCCGGGAGCCCCUGGCACCUCUGUGUCUGUGCCUUGAGGACACUGCGGCAGCCCGGGGUUAACACGGGGUGCUGGACACAGCGCGGGCAGAUCCCACCCCGUCUCCUCGGGAAGGCCAGCUGCCUCUGCUGGCAGCCCCACCCUCAGGACAGGUGGCGGGAAGCAGCGCCUGCACCCCCAGCUGCCAGCUCCCCGAACACAUCCUGAAGGAGAGAUGUCCUUCCCGUGGCAGCUCCUGUGGAACCCAAAUCAGCCCCUUCCUGUGCCAUUUGACGUGCUUUGGGGGAAGCAGACCAGACGCCUGGGAAGGUGUGGCCUGCAAGACGGGACUGGGAGCGGAGGCCAGAGACGGGCAGCCUCUGCCAUAGCAGGUUUGUGGGGCUGUAGUUCGGCCUGAUGAGAUUUUGCAGCUCCAACUACAUAAAUGUCUCAUUCUUGCUGUUACAGCUUUUUUCACAUUGUUGGCCGUCAACCAAACGUUCCGUGCAGCCUAAAGCAAGUUUCUCAAGUCUUUUUCUUUAAAACCACUAAGUUCAUCAGUUUUGCACAGGCAUGUAAUGAUCACAUGUAACCAUGCCUAUUUUAUCUUUAGAAUUAAUGUUACUUAUUAACUCAGUGUGACGGCUUGGUAGGCAGGUUCUUGUGUUUUGAAGUUUCCCCCCUUUGUAACUUUAAAGACAGGAAAAAUAUCAUUUGGCAAAUGCAUUUUUUUUUUUUUAAGCUCAAAGAUAGGUGAAUGGGAAUGAAAAUUAUUCUGUCUGUAAACGAAGUUCUAGGGAAGAUGUGUUGGAAGAUGUGAUUCUACUUUUGCAGGAAAAAUCAGUUUAUAUAGAUUUAUUUUUUAUCUUGUUGAAAUAUACAGAAUUUUAAUAUGUGUAUACUGUCUCUGACUUAAAGUUAUAAUGUAUCUGGCAUUGCCAUUUAAAGUGUCCAUUCAUUAUGUAAUGUAAGGAAAGAGAAUCUUCAAAAAUGUAUUUAACAUGAGUGGUCCCCAUAGUUGUCAUCAUCAUAAAUACUGGAAUUUAUUUUUAAAUUAUUGAAUAUAGUAAGUGCAUUUAAGAUAGUAAGUCAGCCUCCUAACUAAUGUUUAAUUGAUAAUUCAUUAACCUGCUUUGAAAAAAUAAAGUGUGAAUUAAACCAAAUCUUACAAUUC